Messenger RNA from Diabrotica virgifera virgifera (western corn rootworm), 1330 nucleotides. RefSeq lists its product as uncharacterized. NCBI's taxonomy places the organism in Eukaryota, Metazoa, Arthropoda, Insecta, Coleoptera, Chrysomelidae. The record is from RefSeq and is a predicted model, not a curated record. Bases 80 to 1312 code for a protein of 410 amino acids. The transcript has 3 exons.
GAAAAUUUCUAGCUUUGCAUACAUUUAUAUAUACUUUUUAGUUAUUAGUUUUAAGGCAGUUUUAAUAUCAUCUGCCGAAAUGGAGAUUGUUGAAGAACACAGGUCAUUGUUGGACCGCAUUGCUAGUGAAAAUGGGUUUACCAAUUACGAGAUAAUAGCCAGUCCUGGAUCGAAUAAAGGAGAUAACUUUUCAGGAAUUAUUACCGCCGUUACAAUCAAAAACAAGGAAAAAAGUUUGGAUUUAAUUUUGAAGUCGUCCCGUACGUUCUCAAAACAAUCUAAAGAGCACCAUAUUCAUGUUUAUAAAAGAGAAAUAUUUAUGUACGAACGAAUUUUUAAGGAGUUUAAGAAGUAUCAAAAGGAACACAAUAUUCAAGAUCCUUUCGAGAGUGUACCAAAAUACUAUUCAAGCUUUACCGAGGAAGGACAACACAGUUUAGUUUUGGAAAAUUUAAAAUCACAACAGUACCAGUUGUGGGAUAAAAAAGUCCCAAUGAAUCCAGAACAUAUCAAAACAGUACUCAUUGAGUAUGCUAAAUUUCAUGCGGUUUCAUUAGCAAUGAAACACAAAAAUCCUGAAUUAUUUGAAACACUACUGGGAGAGACUAAUCUUGAUAAUCCAAUGCACAAGCUCUUUGAUGGUGAUAAUAAUGAAGGCCGCGAGAACAUUAAAUCAUUUUUUAGUGCUACUUUAUCUAUGGGUUACAAGGCUGUAAAGGAUGAUGUCGCAUUAACAGAAUAUCUUAAAAAAUAUGAAAGUGUAGCAUUUGAGAAUAUGUCUAAAAUGAGACAACCAGAGUACAAAAUUGUCGUUACACAUGGAGAUUGUUGGUGUAACAAUUUCAUGUUUAAAUAUCAGGAUCCAAACGAUAAAACAAAACCACAAAUUAUACGCGUGAUCGAUUGGCAAAUAUCGUCUUUUGGAAAUCCAUGUGAGGAUCUCGCCUAUUUUUUUGUUGCAAAUGGCUCUGAGGAGGUUUUAGGGGAUUUCCAGGCUUAUCUACACGUUUACCACGAGAAGUUGUCUUCACAACUUCGUAAUUUUAAUUUGGAUCCUGAGGAAAUCUUUCCUUUCUCUACGUUUGAAAAUCAUUUAAAGGUUUUUAUAUUACACGGGUUAUUUCUGGCAUUGUUAGUUAUGAAGGUAACUUUAUCUGACGCAGAUGAAAUACCGGAGCAUGGAGAAGAAGGUGAGAAGCAAUCACCUGACGAAAUAUUAGACUUAUUGUCUAAGGAAAUGAAAAAUAUGGAUGUGUAUAGUAAGAGAAUAAAAAUUGUAAUGAAUUUUUUGGUUAAAAAUCAUUAUUUGUAAUAUAGAUUUUUUAAAGUA